AUGUCAGAGUCCGCCGCAGCUUCACAACGCCUGGCUUUUUUCCAGAGCCAACUCCAGAACGCCCCCUGUGCCGCCGAGGAGCCCAAGAUCAAGACCACGAUGGAGUCGAUGACCGAGGAGAGACAGAAGGCAACCUUCGAUGUCAAGGAGUUGACUUAUUUCUUGGAUGGCGGAGAGAAGUUCACCAAGAUCCGUGAGAAGUUCAUGUUGGAGCUCGAACGCGACCCCACGUUCCGUAUGUACGAUAUGUACGAUGUCACCAAGGACCAGAUUCGAGAGCGCACCAUGGAGAAGUUCCGCACAAUCGUCCACUAUGUUUCAGCAGAGCCCGUCCCUAUCUUCACCAUGCGUAUGCAGACCAUCUCCCUCAUCGACCCCGGCUUCUGGACCCGUUUCGGUGUCCACUACGGUCUCUUCUUUGGCGCCCUCCGUGGGUCCGCCACCUCUGCCCAGUUCUCUCACUGGGUCUCGAAAGGUGCCUUGGCUCUCAACGGAAUGGUUGGAUGCUUCGCCAUGACCGAAUUGGGACACGGUUCCAACGUCGCUGGACUCGAGACCACAGCUUCCUUUGACGAGGCCUCGGAUCAGUUUAUCAUCCACACUCCCACUAUUACCGCGACCAAGUGGUGGAUCGGAGGUGCUGCUCAUACAGCCACCCAUACCGUCGUCUUUGCCCAGCUCAUUGUUCGCGGGAAGCGUUACGGAACAAAGUCCUUUGUCGUCCAGCUCCGUGAUACCCACACCUACAAGCUCAUGCCCGGCAUCAACAUUGGUGAUAUCGGAAAGAAGAUGGGUCGUGACGGUAUUGACAAUGGCUGGAUCCAGUUCACCAACGUCCGCAUCCCCCGCACCAACAUGCUGAUGAAGCACACCAAGGUUUCCCGCGCCGGUGAGGUCAAGGAGCCCCCCAUGGCCCAGUUGACCUACGGUGCCUUGAUCCAGGGUCGUGUCGCCAUGGUUGUCGACUCAGGCAACAUUGCCAAGAAGGCUGUCACUAUUGCCGGUCGUUAUGCUGCUGUCCGUCGCCAGUUCUCGUCCAAUCCCCACGAUGUUCAGGAGACUAAGUUGAUCGACUAUGCCAUUCACCAGUACCGCCUCAUGCCUCUCUUGGCUCAGGCCUACGCUUUCCACUUUACCGGAGUCGAGACCAACAAGUUGUACGACGAUCUCAUGGACAAGCUGGAGUCGACUCAGCCUGACGACGAGACCAUGGGCGAAGUCAUUGACACUCUCAAAGAGACCCACGCCACCUCUGCCGGUUUGAAGGCCUUUUGCACCUGGUCGACCCUGAGCGCCAUCGAGGCUUGUCGCCAGACUUUGGGAGGUCACGGUUACUCUGCCUACACUGGAUUGGCCACCACCUACAACGACUUUGCUGUCCACUGCACCUGGGAGGGAGACAACACCAUCUUGACUCUCCAGUCUGGACGUUACCUCGUCAGCUGUUACCGCGAGGCUCUCGCCGGCAAGUCUCAACCCGAGGGAGUCAGCUACCUCAACCACCUCGACUCUCUCCUUAACCUCGGAUGCGGCGUCAAGACUAACGAGGAGAUCUUGAACUUUGAUGUCAUUCAGGAGGCCUGGGGUGUUGUCACAGCCAACGUUGUCAAGAAGGCCGGUGAUGAUUUUGAGGUCUCGUUGAAGGCUGGCAUGAGUCCUGAGACUGCCUACGAGGAGUGCUCCCAGGCCCGUCUUGCCGCUGCCAAGAUCCACUCUUUUGGUUACAUCUUCCGCCGCUUUGCCCAGGCUGUCAAGAGCGCGCCCGAGAAGCUGCAACCCGUCUUGACCAAGCUUUGCUUGCUCUAUGGUCUGUACUCGAUCGAACAGAAUGCUGGUUUCUUCCUCCAGUACCGCUACUUCACCCCUUCGCAGAUGGACUAUGUCCGUGGUCAAGUCAAUGUUUUCUGCCGUGAGGUUCGCCAGGAGUACAUUCCCUUGAUCGACGCCUUCAACUACUCGGACUACAUGAUCAACUCUCCUUUGGGUGUCUACGACGGAAACAUUUACGAGAAGUACUUCGACCAGGUCAAGAGACAGAACCCUGUCGGCGGCGAACAUCCUUACUUGCCCUUGAUCCAGUCCCUUCUUCGCCGUGACAUUGAGGACGAUGAGCCUCUUGAGGACGACGAUGAGGAUGACGAGUAG
Linnemannia hyalina is the source of this 2145-nucleotide messenger RNA. The record is from the annotation of a GenBank genome assembly. Lineage: Eukaryota; Fungi; Mortierellomycota; Mortierellomycetes; Mortierellales; Mortierellaceae.